Messenger RNA from Corylus avellana, 3786 nucleotides. RefSeq names its product RNA-dependent RNA polymerase 2 (gene RDR2). Gene Ontology annotation, molecular function: nucleic acid binding; RNA-directed RNA polymerase activity. Gene Ontology annotation, cellular component: nuclear RNA-directed RNA polymerase complex. NCBI's taxonomy places the organism in Eukaryota, Viridiplantae, Streptophyta, Magnoliopsida, Fagales, Betulaceae. The record is from RefSeq and is a predicted model, not a curated record. Gene Ontology annotation, biological process: siRNA processing.
GACUAAACCCCCAUACGGACAAAAGUCUGUUCAAUCUCCUUCUCUUCACUUCACUCUUCACAGAUUCUCUCUCUCUCUCUCUCUCUCUCUCUCUCUCUGUGUGAAGAAAAACAAUGGAUGUGGUGGAGAGACCCACGGCUCGCGUCUCAAACAUUCCUCAAAGCGCGACAGCCCACGACCUCCUACACUUCCUCGAGUCAACACUCGGCCCGGACUCAGUCUACGCCGUGGAGAUCGCCACCGAGCGCAAGAACUGGAAGUCCCGGGGGUUCGGCCGUGUUCAGUUCGCCAGCCUCGAGGCCAGGUCCAAGGCCCAGUCCCUCUCCCUGAGCUUCAAGUCCAACACCCUCAGGCUCUCCGACACCUUCGACGACGUCGUUGUCCGCCCCGUGCACCCCAAGCACCGCCUCGAGAACUGCGUUCUGCACGUGGGUUUCAUGGCGAGAGAGGGCUGCAUGAGUGUUCUGGAGUCCUGGGAGGGCGUCAGGGUCUGGGUUAUGCCUGAGAGAGCGCGAGUGGAGUUCUGGGUGUGGCAGAGUGGGGAGUGUUACAAGGUGGAGGUUAUGUUUCAGGAUGUUUUGGAGGCUGAUAGGUGUUGUUUGGGAGGAACAGAUGUCAAUGCUCUGAUUCUCAAGCUCAAGUAUGGCCCAAGGAUCUACCAAAAAGUUUCUGGACCUGGUAUAACUUCAAAAUUUAGUGGUGAUCGGUACAAUAUCUUCAAGGAAGAUCUCGACUAUCUAUGGGUUCGCACUACUGACUUUUCUGUUUUGAAGUCAAUUGGACAAUCAACUUCAUUUUGUUGGGAAACUGAAGAAGGAUUAUUGGCUUCAGAUAUUUUUACAAGUUUCCCUCGCUAUAAAGAAGACAUGAAGGAUCUGAUUUUAGAGGAUGGGGAGGAAUUCUGUUCUACAUCCGAGAUAGUUCCACUUGUGAAAUGUGAAUUGGGCUCGAACUUAGCAUAUGAAAUCUUUUUCCAACUUAAUUCCCUUAUUCAUACCCAAAAAAUUAGCCUUGCUGCAGUAGAUUCUGACCUGGUUGAGACACUUGGCAGAUUAAAGGUUGAAACUGCUCUUAUGAUUCUUCAGAAGUUGCACAAGCUAAAUUCCACUUGUUAUGAGCCUUUAUCGUUUGUAAAGACUCAAUUACAUGUCCUAGGAAGAAACAGUAAAAGCAUUCCCCCAUCUUCCCACGAAAGGUUAGCAGAUCAUAAUGUAAUGAGUUGUCAUAGAGCCUUAAUUACCCCUUCAAAGAUUUAUUGCCUGGGUCCUGAGCUUGAAACUUCUAAUUAUGUCGUGAAGAAUUUUGCAUCAUAUGCUUCAGACUUUAUGAGAGUUACUUUUGUUGAAGAGGAUUGGAGCAAGCUUCCGGUAAAUGCCAUUUCCACAAGUGUCCAGCGAGGUAUUUUUGCCAAACCAUUUAGAACCGGAAUAUAUUAUCGGAUAUUGUCUGCUCUUCGAGAUGGGAUUGUGAUUGGGGCAAAAAGAUUUCAGUUUUUGGCUUUUUCGGCUAGUCAACUCCGAUCGAAUUCCGUUUGGAUGUUUGCUUCUAAUGAAAAAAUAAAAGCAGAAGAUAUCAGAGAAUGGAUGGGGUGCUUCAAUAAGAUUCGCAGUGUCUCCAAAUGUGCAGCAAGGAUGGGUCAGUUGUUCAGUUCCUCUCACCAAACUUUUGUCGUCCCUGAACAAGAUGUAGAGAUUAUUCCUGAUGUUGAAGUAACCACUGAUGGUUUUGACUACUGCUUCUCAGAUGGCAUUGGAAAAAUUUCUGUGUCUUUUGCUAUGCAGGUUGCUCAGAAAUGUGGGUUAAAUCGAACUCCUUCAGCAUUUCAAAUAAGAUAUGGUGGAUACAAAGGUGUCGUCGCUGUUGACCGUAAUUCCUUUCGGAAGCUAUCUCUGCGUGGUAGUAUGCUUAAAUUUGAAUCACAAAACAGGAUGCUUAAUGUCACUAAAUGGAGUGAUUCAAUGCCUUGCUAUUUGAAUCGAGAAAUUAUUUCCCUCUUGUCUACCUUGGGAGUUGAGGACGAAGUAUUUGAGGCAAUGCAACAGGAACAAUUGUGUCUGCUGCACAAAAUGCUGACAAGUAGAGAGGCAGCUUUAAAUGCCUUAGAGAGCUUGAAUGGAUCAAAUUCUAGAAACAUUCUGAUAAAAAUGCUGCUUCAGGGUUAUGAGCCAAAUCAGGAACCUUACCUCUCAAUGAUGCUUCAAGCACAUUAUGAGAACCUCUUGUCUGAUUUGAAAAGUAGAUGUCGAAUAUUUGUUCCAAAGGGCCGGAUCCUGAUUGGUUGUAUGGAUGAAACUGGCAUUUUAAACUAUGGCCAAAUUUAUGUACGUGUCACCAUGACAAAAGCAGAACUACAAUCUUUGAAUCAGAGUUACUUUCACAAGGUGGAUGAGACAACAUGUGUAAUAGUAGGGAAGGUGGUUGUGACCAAAAAUCCUUGUCUUCACCCAGGAGACGUCAGAGUCCUUGAGGCUAUCUAUGAAGUAGAAUUAGAAGAGAAGGGUCUGGUGGAUUGCCUCAUCUUUCCUCAGAAAGGAGAACGGCCGCAUGCAAAUGAAUGCUCUGGUGGCGAUCUUGAUGGAGACCAAUUUUUCAUCAGCUGGGACAAAGGUCUCAUCCCAUGUCAAACUGAUCCCCCAAUGGACUACACAGGGCGAAGACCUCGUAUAAAGGAUCAUGAUGUGAGCUUAGAGGAAAUUCAAAAGUUUUUUGUUGAUUACAUGAUCAAUGAUACUUUGGGUGCCAUCUCUACCGCACAUCUAGUUCAUGGCGACCGUGAGCCAAAUAAAGCCCGGAGCCAAAAAUGUCUAGAGUUGGCAAACCUCCACUCUAUGGCUGUUGACUUUGCAAAGACUGGUGCACCAGCUGAAAUGCCCAGGGUCUUGAAGCCAAGGGAGUUUCCAGAUUUCAUGGAGAGGGUAGGCAAACCCAUGUAUACCUCCAAUGGGGUCUUGGGGAAACUCUACCGUGCGACAGUUGACUCAAUGCUGCAAGAAAGGUCAAACUUUGUCUUGGAUAAGAUUGCUGAAGGAACUUACGAUUGUGAUCUUGAAGUAGAUGGUUUCCACAACUUCCUUGAAAUUGCAGAAAGUCACAAGGACCUGUAUUUAGAGAAAAUGAGUACCUUAAUGAUAUAUUAUAGAGCCGAGAGCGAAGAUGAGAUGCUAACUGGUAAUCUGCGGAGCCGCGAAGCAUAUUUGCAGCGUGAUAACAGGAGAUAUGGUGAUAUGAAGGAUAGAAUUCUGCUGGCAGUGAAGAGCUUACAAAAUGAAGCCAAAGAAUGGUUUGAAAGUAGCUGCCAAAGGCAUGAACAUCAACAGAUGGCCUCAGCAUGGUAUCAUGUAACCUACCACCCAACUUAUUGCCAGGAAAGCUUUAGUUGCUUGAGCUUUCCAUGGAUUGUAGGUGAUAUUUUGCUGAACAUAAAAUCUGUAAAUAGCAGAAAAGUUCGCCCAUAAGAAGAUGUUGUAUGUAUGUGCCCGAUUUGUAUAUGGGAAUUUGUCUGGAAGACCCAAAUCUAAUUGUACCCAUUGGAUGAUAUUAGACCUUUUUGGCCAAGCUCUACAGAGACAAAACCUCUUUGCACUAGGUGAUGACUCUUUCUGCAUGGCCGCUGAUUAUUUGCAUGAGAACCCAUUGAUUUAAAACACCAACUUUACCGACCGACUUUCAGCAGUCAUGUGACAGGAGUUGCAGCUUAUAUUGUGAAAGAGACUUCAUAUCUCUCUGCUUAAGCUUUUAGAAUUUAUACAGUUCUAAACUGGGAAAAAUAUACUUCAGUCUCUAAAC